AUGCUGCCCUGCAAAGUAUGUGGUGGCUACUCACCUUAUGCAGAUACCCAGAUCUCACCUGACCGUGACUUUUGUAAAUGUACCAUGCGGAUUUUCUCACAUGCUGAGGAAGAUCUCGAUGAAGGAUUGGAAUUGUUGCAUCUUCAAAAUCGUCAAUUCGAAUUACAGGACGACGUCAUGAAAUUGUCUGAGAAAAUGCACUGUCUAGAUUCGUCGAAUCCAAUGGAACACGACGUUGACGAUCAUUUAAAAGUUCCACCCUCUCUCCAGAAAGGACCAUCGAAACUGACGCAUUGUGAAAAAAACUCCAUUUCUCUUAAGAGACCGGGAGUACGGCCAGGAACUGCUCCUCCCGGAGGCCUGAUAAGUGAAAUGUACCUUAAAAAAGAGCAAAUGUUUGGUCUGCCUUUUUAUGUGGACCUACAGGAUAUACGUGAGGAGAUUGCAAUGUUGCACAGGAAAUUUGACAAAGAGCUGAAGAGCAUGCGUGAUGUCUUGUUUGGCAACAUUGGUAAGGCGAUUAGGCCAAUUGAGACACCAAAGGCACCACCACAUACCGAGGGCAAGGAAAAUACAGUGCCUGGAACCAUACUAAGUGAGGCUCAGCAGGCCCUCAUCGAUGCUACUAGGCGGAGGAGGAUGUUUGAGACUAGUGUAGCAAACUGUGAGCGAUCGCGUGCACAACGCAAUGUCUUUGACAUUCUGGGACACUUGGAUGAGGGAGACAAUGACGUUCUGCGCAUAAGAGCUCUGCUUGAUGAUGCCGUGAAUAAUUUAGAGGCUCUACAGAAACCGCAGAAAUUAGUUCCUCCGAAAGCCUCAAUGCUCUCCAAUCGCCUUGCUCGUUUAAGUGCUCCAAAACAGUUCAAAAAUGCAUCGAGGCAACCACAAAAGCAUACCAAUCAACGACCUUUAUCAGUGCCUCCAACAUCAGAAACUGCAAUGACGACUUCUCCAUACAGAAGAUCUACUGGUAUAGCAGAGCUUGUCGACUUUUCCACAACCAAAACUACCACCGCACCGCUUAUGCAGCGACCUAAAGUUAUCCUUGCAUCGAACACUUCGUCAAAAGCUAAACUGACACCAAGUGACUUGAGGGAGAUAGUGGAUGCUGCACUAAAGGAUCACUUGACGCACCAAUUGCCACCGACUGAAUCCGUUCUGGUUCAGUCACAACUUCGAGAUGUUAAUGUUGGAAUAUCGAGCCAAGAAUUUAUGAAGGAGGAGGCGUUGAGUCCGAUUCAUUCAGCGGAAAAAAUUUUCCUAAUCGACAGGGCUUCCAGUCCCAAACCAACCACAGCGCCACCAGAAAUAGUUUCACGCGGAAACUCAGUACAAUCCAUUGAGAAACCGCGAACUUCGUGCUCACCUUCGAUAACAUCAGAAGUCAUUGGUGUGUCGCAGAAAUUGGGGUCAGGGACACAAUCGCCAAUCUUAGCUGAUGCUGAAGUAGUUUCGACGUCAGUGACAUUGCCAAAGGUUGAGAAGAGUGCGGAAAGUGAGGAGGGAGAGAGUUUAAGCUUGACAGAACCGCACACCUUUAGUGAUGGUGUUUGGUUGGACGCGGAUCGAUCUGAGGGUGAAGCAGGAGGCGUCACCGUACUUGGGGCUGAAGAAGUUGCCGAUUUGGCAAGAGAAUUGGGUCCUUUACCUUCCUCAAGUGAAACAUCUGGGCUGACAAAUUCAGGAUCAGAGGCUUCAAGAGGUCAAAGUGAAGGUGAACUUACUCUUGAUCAAAUUAACCGCCAUCUGGGUGCUUGGGUAGCUCCCUGGCGAGAUCCUCUCCUCCACCUUAUUGCGCUCAAUGCAGCUGGGAGAAAUUCACGAUUGCCCUGGAAUCAGCAGCAUAAGAUUCAAAAAGUGGCACAAGCACUAGAACGUCGUGGAGCCAACCAGGCGCCAGCUCAUGCUGAAGUCUGUUGCAGCUCCACCGAAGAUCUCACCUGGGUAGAGGGCAUGGCGACAAAAGUGGUUGUUACUUCACCUCCCUCCACUCCAACGAAUGGUGAAAAGUCUGUCGGUGAGGUCAUUCUACCCACCGCGGUAAGGCAGCAGUUGCGGCGAGCCAUUCUUGCCAAGUCCUCACAGAGGAUGCGUCAACGCUCUGCCAGUCUCUUUGACGGUAGGAUGAUGACAAAACCUGUAAAAACCUUUUUGAGCAUCUUAUUUUAG
Molecule: messenger RNA, 2172 nt
Organism: Hydatigera taeniaeformis
Lineage: Eukaryota; Metazoa; Platyhelminthes; Cestoda; Cyclophyllidea; Taeniidae
Source: the annotation of a GenBank genome assembly